ACUUUAAAACAAGGUAGCGCGCCGCCGAGUGCGAGUGCGGAGCGACGUCCGGAGGAGAGGGACCGGUUACGGCUGGGUACGGCGGGAUUCUGUUGGGUUCGGGCAGCCGGUCGGACGCGCUCGGGUCUUACAGGCUUUUUCUUCUUCAUAUUUUUUUCCUCUUCUUCUUUUUUUCGGGCUUAACAGGAAAGAAAACCCAGCAACACAUAUGCGCCUUCGGUCUCCGUGCCAGUCGCGGGUCGGUGCUGGGGCCGGCGCGCCGCGCGUAGUGCCGCACCGCGGGUUACCGACGUCUCGCCAGCCGCUCCAGUCCGAGUGAACUGAGAAAUGGUCACGUAUGAAGCCCGCUGGAAGGAACAUGGUUGAGAGAACCAGCAAAUUCUGGUUCGUCGUGGUCGGGUCGGUCCUCUUCAUGUUGAUUCUGUACCAGUACGUGGCGCCGGGGAUGAUGAACUUGGGUUCCCCGCACGGCUACGCGCUGGAGGACGAGAUGGAUAUCUACCCGACCCCGGACCCGCACUACGUCAAGAAGUACUACUUCCCCGUGCGGGACCUGGAGCGCACGCUGGACUUCCAGAUCAAGGGCGACGACGUGAUCGUCUUCCUGCACAUCCAGAAGACCGGCGGCACCACCUUCGGCCGCCACCUGGUGCAGAACGUCCGGCUGGAGGUUCCCUGCGACUGCAGACCUGGUCAGAAGAAGUGCACGUGUUACCGGCCGAACCGCAAGGAGACUUGGCUCUUCUCGCGCUUCUCCACCGGCUGGAGCUGCGGGCUGCACGCCGACUGGACCGAGCUCACCAACUGCGUGCCGGGGGUUCUCAAUAAGAAGGAGAGUAAAAUGAAAAACCAAAGGAAGUUCUACUACAUCACCCUCCUGAGGGAUCCGGUGUCGCGCUACCUCAGCGAGUGGCGGCACGUCCAGCGUGGCGCCACGUGGAAGACCUCUCUGCACAUGUGCGAUGGCCGCACGCCAUCCCUCGAGGAGCUCCCGGCAUGCUACGAGGGUGCAGACUGGUCGGGCUGCACGCUGCAGCAAUUCAUGGACUGCCCGUACAACCUGGCCAACAACCGGCAGGUGCGCAUGCUGGCCGACCUCAGCCUGGUGGGCUGCUAUAAUGUGUCCACGCUGCCCGAGAAAAAGCGCGCCCAAAUCCUGCUGGAGUCGGCCAAGAAGAACCUGCGCGACAUGGCCUUCUUCGGGCUGACCGAGUUCCAGCGCAAGACGCAGUACCUGUUCGAGCGCACCUUCCGCCUCCGCUUCAUCCGACCCUUCGUGCAGUACAACAGCACCAGGGCAGCCGGCGUGGACCUGGACAACGACACGGUGCAGCGCAUCGAAGAACUGAACGACCUGGACAUGCAGCUCUACGACUACGCCUGGGACCUCUUCCAGCAGAGGUACAUGUACAAGAGGCAGCUGGAGAGGCGCGAACAGAGGCUGAAAGAGCGCGCAGCCUUGUUGCCCUUUCGGCGCUCAUCCAACUAUGCUGUAAACGAGCCUCCCUUGUCGCGAGACGAGGGCACGGCCGAGUCGGAAGCUGCCUCCCGCUUGCCCACAGAGGACUACAUGAACCACAUCAUAAACCGCUGGUAGCAGGGGGAGGAGCGGGGACUGCAGAUCACUGGAUAGGGCUGCGUAGAUCUGACAAUGAACGUCAAAAAAAAAAACAGAAACAGAAACAAAGGCGUUUUCUAAAAUGCUUAUGUAACGUUCGUACGAUACAUGCGGCUAUUCCGACAGAUUGUAACACCCUACCAGAAGCAUGGGAGGGAGUCUCUAUGGCUUCUGUUUCGUUGCAACAUCAAGACAGAGAGAGAGAGAAAGCUUGACAGGACUUUCACACAAGACAGAAUGAAGGCAGCAAAAAGUAGUCGAUAGAUUGUAAUAAUUGAUAGGUUGAUCGAAUCGUCAGUUGUAGCCCUAACACUGGAGGAUGAGUGCUGGACAAGGCCAGGAAAGAUGGACGCUGCUGCAUCACUCAAAAAAAAGUAUCCCGUCGAUUUACGUCUCGAUGACCAUCAUUCCUUCCCUUUUUGUGUCUCUUGAGCUGCCAGACUUGAAACGUAUGUGCUUAUAUACAGUAUGAUUGGGAUGCAGCCAAGAGACACAGAGGUCACGUGACUCUGAAGGAAUGAUUGAACGCUCAGAUCAAGCCCUCUUCUGAAAAGAGACUAAAGGGAGAAGACUUCUUUUCCUUUUUUUUGUUGGUGGGUUUAGACGACUUAUAUGAUAUUCAUCCACUCACGCAGAUCUUAAAGGAACGAUCAAAGUGAAAUUGUAUAAAGGCAAAGGCUAAACGUUUGCCUAAACGUCUGCUGCCAUUUCAGCCAUGAGAACGUACAUGAGGGACGACAAUGCUCCACGUCUUUGUUGGGAUUUCGUUUUUGUUGUUUUUUUUGUUCCGAUUUCUUUUCAGGGUUUUCAUUUUAAGGUUUUUUGUUGUUUUUUUUGUUCUUUCUCCCUCUUCCUCAAAUAGGUUGUUUUUAUAGCACUGAGACCAACGAUGCUGCCUAAGGUUUAUUGGAUGCAAUUUUAUCAGCUUCUGUUCGUCAUUGUUAAGGUUUAAACAAAAAAAAAAGAAGAGGAAAAUAUGAAUUAGACUUGACGAGAUAAGACAUGUCGCGCUUUUAUUUUCUUAUUGUGUCGGAUGACCUGAUAUGAGUGUGUUUGUGUGUGUGUGUGUGGACCAUAGCCAUUAUUUAAGCCUUCAGCAUACUGUACUGUCUGACUGAGUCGAGGAGUCAAGUCGGGCAUACUGAUAUAUUCUCGCUGAAUGUUAGAGAUGAGUUUUGUUCGGCCUGGGAACGAUUUGGCCUGGUGUCACAGGCUUUGGAUUGGAUUCACAGGGAAAACUACAUCGAUGACAUUGUUAUAUAUGCUUGAAGGGGGGAUGGAAAGGGGUGAUCCAAAGAGGAAUCUAUGUCUUAUAUUUCACUUCUGUGUGUGUUCCUGGGCUGGUUCUGCAAGGUAGUGGGAACAGUAUUGCUUCUGUGACAGCUCCUUUGUAUUAGGUCAUUAAGGGAGAGUUACAAAUGGUGUGGAUGUAUGUAUGCGUAUGUAUGUGGUGUGUAUAUGAUGCGUGAGACCUCUUAAAAAAUACCUUAAGCAGAGGCCAGAAGCAGACACUUUCUAACGAAAGGCACCACCAUUCCCAUUUCCCCUUGACUACUCAGCUGUGUGUUUGUGUGCUGAGAGCACAAAUUAAGAGCGAAAGAGGCGAAAGAGGCGAGAGAGAGAGAGAGAGAGAGAGAGAGAGAGAGAGAGAGAGAGAGAGAGGGAUGAAUGUGUGUAUAUAGUUUAUACAUUCUAUUGAGUGUGAAUGUAAAUAGUAUGUAUGGGAUUUCUGUUCAUGUGUGCUUGUAUUGUAUGAUUGAUCUCUUGCUGUGGUCUUCAGGGACUGAAGCUAAAGCCAGUAAAGAGAAAAGAGCGAUACUGAGGGUGCUUGGUAUUAUUAUAUAUUGAAAUAUUGAUAUAUUGAUGGCUGAUAAGUGGUUCAGCAAUAAAUGGGAGAAAUGUAUUAUCACUGUAGGUCAUAUAUUGGAAUUGUUGGAAUUACGAUAAUUACAACCAAUACUUUGACGCACUCUUUGGUGCUGACACCUUGUCUUGACAGCAAAACUAAGGCCCAAUCCCAUUUCACCCCUUGACCCUACCACUUACCCCUACCAUUUACUACUUGUCCCCAUUCUUGUUAGGCUGGAGGGGUAGGUAAGGGGAACAGAUAGGGCUUUUUAGUCCUUCAAAGGCACACUUCAAACUGAGGGCUAUGAGAAUCAUUGGUAAGAUGGCGCAACAUGUGACCAAAUAAGUAUUUUCCUUGUUAAAAGUGACGAUUAGCACUUUAUAACCAUAGUUUAAUAAAAGUAGUAUCAAUGUUGUAUGGCCGAAUUCUUCAUAACAAGCAUAAAAAGAUUGCUAAUAGUUUGUCUCAGUAGCGAGCUAACUAGCUAGCUAACUCUCCUGUUCCACCUUAAAUGGUGCAACAGACAGCAGGGGCUGCUGCAUUUAAGGCAGAACUAAAAAAAAAUAAAAUUAAAUAAAAGACAUACAAUAAAGCCCUAAAGUUAACUAGUUAUCCAACAGUUAACUAGGUUACAGAACUUUUGCUUGAAGGGUCAUACCAAUUCUUAGGGGAGGAUUUAUACUCAAAAAAAGGGGUAGGGCUAAGUUGUAGGACCAAAGGGUAAAAUGGGAUUGGGCCUAAAAGCUCCAAUUCAGAGACAGCACUUCCUUUUUCCUUUUUUAAUGGUUUUCCAAUAAAGAAUAUUCUAUAAAAUAUAAAAGUAUUCAGCAUACACUGACAUUGCGGUAUAGCAGUAUUAUGAAAACUGAUCAUGAAAGGUUACCUCAGGGGACAGCUUGGGAAUGUCCACACCUGUAUAAGCGGUGAGGUGUUAUCUUGUUAGCAAACCUGCUCAAGGUAAGGCGAAGUGAACGAUCAAAGUUUGAGCAAGACCUCAGAGAUGAAGGGACUACCAGUCCUAGUGUAAGAUGCCGAUAUCUUAUUAUCUAAUCUAAACUACCAAUAUAGAGAUUUUCAUAUGUUCCUACCUAACGGUUUCAAUAGUGACAUUGGCUCAAUCUCAAAUCCACACAGUAGGGGCUUAUAUUGAAGGCUUUGAGACAUUAAGCAAUUAUUAUUGUUAUUAAGACACAGUGGAACUUAAUAUUCAACUACUGGUGGAAAGAGCAUGUGCAAACUAUCUAACCUUGGAUUAAACAAACUUUUAGUGGUUGGCCAGAAGCCAGAUUAGAGAUUUAUUCUCCUACCAACAAGGGUCCUUGGGCUCUCUCUUAACAGUGUGUUAUUAUUGUUGACCCAAAAAUACUUUUUUGAAGAAAAUUCUGAAGUUUAAUUACACACUGACUGGCAAAUGAGCUGUUAUUCAUUUGCCAGUCAGCCACAAGGGGGCGCUAAGUAUCGGUUGGUAUAUUUACUGGCCCAGAAAAUCUGUAUCGGUGCAUCCAUCCAUUACUAGUGCUGCACCUCAACCCUUUGAACAUAAGUCUUGACUUAACCGCAGAAAAUUCUGAAGUUAAAUCAUACAAUUAUCAGUCAUUGUCAUUUUCCUGUUAACCACAAGGGGGCGCUAAGUAUUGGUUAUAAUUAUCAGCCCAGGAAAUCUCUGUAUAAGUGCACCCAUUACUACUUAUACUGCACCUCAAUCCCUAACAACACAAACAAGCCUUCGCUUAACUGCAGUGUAUCGUUGUCACUCAGCGAUUGGCUAAGCAACUCCAGACCAGUAAAACGAAAGUUGUGUGAAGAAUGUGACGAUUGUAGACGCGAGUGUACCCACUGGAAAUGUACCUUCCUCUUCUCUGCCUGUCCUCAAGCUGCUGGAAGAAACGGUCCCGCUUCUCUUCAUUCCACGCUGGGCUCUGGGAACAGCGACUUCUGAAACCAAGGACAACACUCUGAACUACUGUUACAGUGACUGCGUAUUUAACCAAGCCUGAAAUACUUUACUCGUGAAAGGAAGCUUGUCAUGAAGUGUCACUCUAUCAAGGUCGACCUUAUUUCGUAAGUCGCUCUGUUCAUGUAAUGCUGUAAUUCUUUUUUGCAAACAACACAGAAAUGUUCGGUGUCCGGCAAGCCAUUGUGGACCAUGCUUGGUGUGAUGUUCACAGUAUAGUACUAUAGGUCUGUUUACUAUACUGGUAUAUCCUCUGCCUUAUGAUGAACUGACACAAGUGACAGUUUGGUAAAAUGAUGCAUAUACUAUUUACCCUUAAAUUCAAAAAUAUAGUUCAUCAGCAAAAGCAUGUGUGGUGUUUAAAGUUAUGUAGGGUUGCUACAAAGUUAAGGUUUAAGAUCAGGUGGGUCACGCGGCAAGACAAUGACCCUAAGCACACAAGCACACAAAGAAAAAUGUAGUCCAAGUCCACAAGGCUUGGUCCUUGUCUGGAAAACUGUACAAUCCUUAAUUGGGCAGAGUACAAAACAGCCAAUCAGAAGAGAACCCGUUUACAUGAGUCUAUAGACUUAUUUAUAAGUUAUAUUGGAAUAUUAUGACCACCGACCCAACAGUGGGAAUGCAAUCCUUGGUAGCAUACUCUAUUAGGUAAUCUGGACAAUAGUAGAGCACUGAAAUUCCUCUGGCUUCAGCAUCCCAUGGGUCACCAUUAAUAUGCGAUUGGGCGGCACCUUGUCAUUACUAGCUUUAAUUAGUUUUGUAGCUUCAGUGCUAAAAACUAGACAAGCUAACCCAAAACACCAAACCUUUUUUGGAAUAAAUCAUCAAACACCAACAUUUAAGAAAGAAUUGCUGUGCCGGACAGUCCCUGAGCUUUCUAUUCCCAGGUUGUGAGUCCUUCACAUUCCAGCUCCUCCUCCACUCUGCCUGUUUGUUUGUUUUUGUUUGUUUGUUUUGUUUUUGUUUAUUGUUGUUUUAUUUUAGCAUUGCAAAAAUGGAUCAUCAAAGCCACCAAUAAAAGAUUUCAUUUUUAUAUAUAAA
Messenger RNA from Astyanax mexicanus (Mexican tetra), 6462 nucleotides. RefSeq names its product heparan sulfate 6-O-sulfotransferase 1a (gene hs6st1a). The transcript has 2 exons. Gene Ontology annotation, molecular function: heparan sulfate 6-sulfotransferase activity. Bases 338 to 1597 code for a protein of 419 amino acids. The record is from RefSeq and is a predicted model, not a curated record. NCBI's taxonomy places the organism in Eukaryota, Metazoa, Chordata, Actinopteri, Characiformes, Acestrorhamphidae. Gene Ontology annotation, cellular component: membrane.